Messenger RNA from Trichosurus vulpecula (common brushtail), 1236 nucleotides. RefSeq names its product GDNF family receptor alpha 3 (gene GFRA3). Gene Ontology annotation, biological process: nervous system development. Gene Ontology annotation, cellular component: signaling receptor complex; external side of plasma membrane. Gene Ontology annotation, molecular function: signaling receptor activity. Bases 1 to 1236 code for a protein of 411 amino acids. The transcript is spliced from 8 exons. Lineage: Eukaryota; Metazoa; Chordata; Mammalia; Diprotodontia; Phalangeridae. The record is from RefSeq and is a predicted model, not a curated record.
AUGCCGCGGGGCGUCCUACGCGUUCCCUUCGCUUUGUUGCUGCUGCGUUUGCUUCCCCUACUCCAAGCCGGAGACCUCCCGACCACGGAUGUCAUGUCUUCCAGCAACUGCAUCGAUGCCAAAAAACUGUGCCUGACUGACUCCACUUGCAGUACCUCCUUCCUUGACUUGGAAAACUGCUUUCUAGCCUCAGCAACUCGGAAGCCUGAAAACUGGGAGAGCUGCUUGGAGACAGCGCAGCAGCUUCAGAAUAGCUCUCUGGGCAGCUGUACGUGUGAUUGGCGCAUGAAGAAUCAGAACGCCUGUCUGGCUAUCUACUGGACCAUCCACACUGCUUAUGGCCUUGGUUACUAUGACUUGAGGGGCUCACCAUAUAAGGAAACUGUGAUCAGCAGAUUCAGGAAAUUUAAUCAUCUGGACUCGUUUGAGUCAGGCUCCAUGUCCCAAAGCAGCCCUGAUCUCUGCCUGAAGUCCACCACUCUGUGCACCCUGAAUGACAGAUGUAACAAGUUGCGCCUGGCCUAUGGGGAGGUCUGCUCGGUGGCUCGAUGUCAGCCCCUAAGGUGUCAGCAGGAGCUCCGUGUCUUCUUUGAGCAGGUAGCAGACAAAUAUGCCCAAGCACUUCUAUUCUGCCCUUGUGAUGAUGGGGAUGAUGCCUGUGGGGCACGACGGCGCAACACCAUUGCCCCCAGCUGUGCCUCUCCAACCAGAGAUCCCCUCAACUGUCUGGUGCUUUGGAAUACCUGCCUUCAAGACUUGCUCUGCAGAUCCCGCCUGGCUGAUUUUCAGAUGCACUGCCGUCACACAGACCUUCUGGGGCCCUGUGUGGGAAUACAGCCCCAACGGUGCCUGAAGGCAUAUAUGGGCUUGAUUGGUACUGUUAUGACCCCCAAUUACGUCAGCAACCUUAGUGCUAAUGUUUCUUUGAGCUGUUCCUGCCGGGGAAGUGGGAACCAACUAGAAGAAUGCAUUCAUAUACAGGAAUCCUUCUCCAGAAAUCCCUGCCUCACCAAGGCUAUUGAAGUUCAGAUGCAAGUUCACCACCCGCUGCUUUCCAAAAGCUUCCCCACUACCACCUCUCAGGACAACUUUCAAGGCCUGAAGGGUUCCUCUUAUUCUGUGGCUAUAUCCCAGAGUAACGGUCUGGCUGGAAGACUGCAACCCUGGGUCCCCACCAUCUCCUUGAGCUCCCUGACUUUGGUUCUGCUCCUGCUCCCUGUCCUUGGCCACUUGUAA